CCCGGUAUAAGGGCAUUCUUGUCAUUUUAACUCCGAUCCAAUCUUUAUCAGAAAUGGAGGGAACCGACGGCUAUCGCAAAAAAAUGGCCGUAGCUUCUUCAGCUGUCUCUCCAUACGUCUCUCUCUCCACUAGUAACCGAAAGCCAAUAAUUCCUCAAUCCAUUUCAGUUCCAAGACCCAAUUGCAUUGUAUCCUUGUUAAAAUCUUGUUCAAAUAUAAGAGAAUUCUCAUCACUCCAUGCUCAUUUAAUCACCACAAAUCUCAUAAAAGAUUACCAGAUUACCAACAAUGUUCUUCAUUUCUUGAUCACAAUCAAUCAGCUCGAUUGUGCCUAUCAGAUUUGUAUCUAUAACUUUGGACCUGAAACCCUAAUCUGGAAUACCCUUAUUGAAAACCAACUAAAAGAAGGUUAUCCGAAAGAAGUGUCAAAGACUUAUUAUCAAAUGGUCAUCCAGGGUGUACUGUUAAAUUUGUCUACUUUUCACUUCCUGGUUCAUGCUUGUUCUAGAAAUUUUGCUCUUCAACAAGGCAUUGAAGUCCAUGGGAGGAUUCUGAAAUCUGGGUUGGCAGUAAAUAAAUCUCUGACCAACAAUUUAAUGGGUAUGUACUCAAGAUGUGGAAAACUGAAGGAAGUUUGCCAACUGUUUGAGAAAAUGUCUCAAAGAGAUGUUAUUAGUUGGAAUACUAUGAUAUCUUGUUAUGUUUCAUUGGGGCUGUAUAUGGAAGCCUUGCAUUUGUUUGAUGAAAUGAUAAUAGACGGAGUUAAACCGGAUGAGAUAACAAUGGUUAGCUUGGUCUCAGCAUGUACUAAGUUGAGGAAUAUUGAGAUGGGCAAAAAAUUUCAUGUCUACAUUGAAGACAAUAAUCUACAGAUUGAUGGAAGAUUGUUGAAUUGUUUGGCGAAUAUGUAUGUCAAAUGUAGUAAAAUUGAGGAAGCGCAUAGGCUUUUCACCAGAUGUCAUAUAUCUGAGGUGGAUGUUGUUCUGUUGACUACACUAGUUAGUGGGUAUGUGAAGACUAAUAUGAUUGAUGAAGCUAGGCGUUUGUUUGAUCAAAUGGCAAAGAGGAAUCUGAUAUUGUGGACAGCCAUGAUAUCCGGUUAUGCCCAAUAUGGGGCUUAUUAUGAAAGUUUAGAUUUGUUUAGACAAAUGAGGUUUGAAAAUGUGUUACCGGAUGAGAUUGCUCUUGUGACAGCACUUUCAGCUUGUGUUCAUGUGGAAGAUUUCAGGUUCGGCCGAGCAAUUCAUGGCUUGAUUUUAAGGUACAGAAUGAUUGUUGAUGGAUUUCUUGGGAAUGCUUUACUUGACUUGUAUGGAAAAUGUGAGAAACUCCAUAAAGCACGAAUAAUUUUUGAGCAGUUGCCUUGUAAAAGUGUAGUAUCGUGGAAUUCAAUGUUGGAUGGCUUUUGCCGAAAUGGAGAUGUCAAUAAAGCUAGAAAUUUCUUCAACAACAUUCCAGAGAAGGAUAUAGUUUCUUGGAACACCAUGAUCAAAUUUUAUGUGAAGCAUGAUUUGCUCAGAGAAUCAUUCGAGCUUUUCCAGGAGAUGCAGAGUUCAAAUGUAAAACCUGAUAAGAUCACUUUAAUCAGCUUGCUCUCAUCUUGUGCUAAAGUUGGAGCCCUGAACCAUGGCAUUUGGCUCCAUGUUUACGUAGAAAAGAAUGAAAUUGUUAUAGACAACAUGAUGGCCACUGCCUUAAUUGACAUGUAUGGGAAGUUGGGGUGCACUGAUAUGGCCUACGAGCUCUUUUGUGAAUUAACUGAAAAGAAUGUAUUUGUUUGGACAGCUAUGAUAGCGGCAUAUGCCAUGGAGGGUCAUGCCCAUAAAGCUAUUCAUAUUUACUCGGAAAUGGAGGAAGUGGGAAUAAAACCAGACUAUGUCACCUUCAUAGCUCUUCUUUCUGCUUGUAACCAUGGAGGUUUAGUCAAUGAAGGCUACAAAUAUUUUGAAAAAAUGAAAAGUCUGUACAAAAUUAGCCCAAAGAUUCAGCAUUAUGGGUGUAUAGUUGAUCUUUUGGGUCGAACCGGACGCUUGGAAGAAGCAGUCAAGUUCAUUGAAACAAUGCCAAUAAAAGCAGAUGUAUCUAUAUGGAGUUCCUUGAUGAGAGCAUGUGGAAACUACAACAACGUGGAAUUAGCAGAAUUUGCAUUUAAACAUCUGAUAGAGAUAGACCCUAUAAAUGAUGGAGCUUAUGUGCUGAUUUCCAACAUAUAUGCAAAUGCAGGUAGAUGGGAUGAUGUAAGUAGUACGAGAAUGAAACUACAUGACAUUGGAGUAAGGAAGCAACCAGGUCUCAGUCUAAUGGAACAGUAUGGCGUUCUUCAUGAGUUUACAGCUGGUAGUUUCUCAAAUCCUAAAUCUGAAGAAAUCCGUUUCAUGUUAGAAGAAAUUGAGAGAAGAUUACUGAAGCAAACACGACCGGAAAACUCAUCUCGACACAGCGAAAGGUUGGCUGUUACAUUUGGUCUAAUAAAUAGCCAUGGAAACUCUACCAUAAGGGUUGUGAAUAAUGUGAGGAUUUGUGAAGAUUGUCACUUAUUUAUGAAGUUAAUAUCCAAGGUUUAUGGUAGAGAAAUAGCUAUAAGGGAUAACUAUAGAUUUCAUAAAUUCAAAGAUGGAUAUUGCUCAUGUAAAGAUUAUUGGUGAGGGAAUAGUCUCUUACAAGUAAAUUCUCCCUAGAUAUUCAAUUGACAUAUAUAAAGUUAAUAAAAGUUAAACGAGUUAAUUGUACAA
Messenger RNA from Jatropha curcas, 2732 nucleotides. RefSeq names its product pentatricopeptide repeat-containing protein At3g22690. Gene Ontology annotation, molecular function: RNA binding; protein binding; zinc ion binding. The record is from RefSeq and is a predicted model, not a curated record. Gene Ontology annotation, biological process: RNA modification. Lineage: Eukaryota; Viridiplantae; Streptophyta; Magnoliopsida; Malpighiales; Euphorbiaceae.